Dipodomys ordii (Ord's kangaroo rat) is the source of this 2991-nucleotide messenger RNA. RefSeq names its product pleckstrin homology domain containing, family F (with FYVE domain) member 2 (gene Plekhf2). NCBI's taxonomy places the organism in Eukaryota, Metazoa, Chordata, Mammalia, Rodentia, Heteromyidae. The transcript is spliced from 3 exons. The coding region runs from base 236 to 985 and encodes 249 amino acids. The record is from RefSeq and is a predicted model, not a curated record. Gene Ontology annotation, molecular function: phosphatidylinositol binding; metal ion binding.
GACAGCACCGAGAGGUGAAUAGUAUUAAAUUACUUACUCGGAAAGCACAUGUAAUCGCCUCAAAAAAGGGAAGUGUGCGGACUAAGCCAUCAAAAUAUCCCAGUAAAUAUUGCAUGGAUCUGUAAUGGCCCAUCCUUAGCGGCCGGCAUCAUCACAUGUGGUCUGAUUUGCCUGUCCAUCCCUAGUAAGCUGAGAACAUAGCAGAUGCUCAGGAAAACAGUGCUAUUAGCAAAAGAUGGUGGAUCGCUUGGCAAACAGUGAAGCAAAUACUAGACGUAUAAGUAUAGUGGAAAACUGUUUUGGAGCAGCUGGUCAGCCCUUAACUAUACCUGGAAGGGUUCUUAUUGGAGAAGGAGUAUUGACUAAGCUGUGCAGAAAGAAACCUAAAGCAAGGCAGUUUUUCUUAUUUAAUGAUAUUCUUGUAUAUGGCAAUAUUGUCAUCCAGAAGAAAAAAUACAACAAACAGCAUAUUAUUCCCCUGGAAAAUGUUACCAUUGAUUCCAUCAAAGAUGAGGGAGAAUUAAGGAAUGGAUGGCUUAUUAAGACACCAACUAAGUCAUUUGCAGUUUAUGCUGCCACUGCCACUGAGAAGUCGGAAUGGAUGAAUCACAUAAACAAAUGUGUUACUGACUUACUCUCCAAAAGUGGGAAGACACCUAAUAAUGAACAUGCUGCAGUCUGGGUUCCUGACUCUGAAGCCACUGUAUGUAUGCGCUGUCAGAAAGCAAAAUUCACACCUGUUAACCGGCGUCACCAUUGCCGAAAAUGUGGUUUUGUUGUUUGUGGGCCCUGCUCCGAAAAGAGGUUUCUUCUUCCUAGCCAGUCCUCUAAGCCUGUUCGGAUUUGUGAUUUCUGCUAUGAUCUGCUUUCCACUGGGGACCUGGCCACGUGCCAGCCUACUAGAUCAGACUCUUACAGUCAGUCAUUGAAGUCUCCUUUAAAUGACGGAUCUGAUGAUGAUGAUGAUGAUGAUAGCAGUGACUAAGACACAUUUUGAAAUAUUUAAUCAGGUGUGACUAUCUGAGAAAUCAGCUUUAGGUGAUAUGUAAAACUGCCAGUUUUGCUCUAGCUGUGAAUUUGCCUGAGAAAUUUCUAACCUAUGUGCCUCCUAUACACUAUGGAAAGUAGCUCUCCCUGCCACCUGCCCUCUCAUAUAUAUUAUAGGAAGUAGCUCUCUCUGCCAUCUGCCCUCUCUGCACUCUUUUACUGGGAUACAGCAGAUAAAUUUUGUUUCUUGUUUAUAUCUAGAUUUUUUUUUCUUUCUGGAAUGUUGGGGAAAUUUAUUUAACUGGUCACCUACUAUAUUAGGUUUUUUUUCUGUUAUAUGGAAAACUGAAAGCACAGAAUGAUGGGAACAAGAGUAUAAUGUGAUUAAUAAUAUUAGUGCUUUUUUUUUUUCUAACCAUCCUUAUGUAAUGGUUAAGACACCAGUAGCAGAGUAUGAUUUGGAAAUAACUUCUUUUCUUCAGUUACCAAGUGGUGCCUUAUUCUGCUAGCACUGUUACAUGAAGCCCCCCUACCUUCUGGUUUAUUUACAAAAUACACUGGUGCUCUUCAGGGUGAUAAAAUGAGUGUUUAUGAAUAGAUAUAAUUAGGAAAACAUCUUACCUUACAGCUACAAAUAACCAAAUUUAGAAGUAUCCUCAUAUGAAUAAAAUAAAUUUUUUUCAUAAAAUAGUUGUAUUUGUAUUUUUACAUCACAACUAUUUUAUAGGCAGCAAAUUAUAAUUGUCAGAUAUUUUAAAUGAAAAACAUUAUAAAUUUGUCAAUAGUAUAGAAAUACAUUAGCCUUUAAUUCAUUAUUUGAAAUUCAUCUGCUUUAAUAUUUCUAGAAUGAGAAAUCUGUUUAAAAGAAAAACCAUUGAAAAUCAACAAGGUCUUUAAAAAAAAAAGUGUUAGAGCACAGAUCUGCUUAGGCUUGAAGAUUGGAAGCAAUGAUGUGUAAGAAUGGUCAAGGCAUUGACUAGAUUUGACUAGAUUUCAUAUCUGUGGAAGUAUUGUCUAUUUCAGUGUGAAACUAUCUUGCAUUUACAAAUGGUGUUAUAUUUUAUAAAGUUUUGUAAAGCCCCAAUUUAUAUUUUUGUAAAGUAAUUGUAUAUUUAAUCUGUUUCUGAAAUCAUUUUGCAAUAUAUGGAAAUAGAGUAGCAAUUGAUAUUUCUAAAUUGUGAACUUUAAAUCAGUCUAGAUUGCUUUUGAGAAGUGGUAAUUUCUCACUCUGCUUUUCAGGCAGCCAUUAGGCUGAAAGUGUAUUUAUCAUAAAAACUUGAUGCAUUUUGCACUACUCUUUCCAUUUGUAUGCUGCAAAUAACUACGGCCUUUUAAAGGUGGAAAAUCAACAGUUGGAAAGUUUAAGUUCUAAUUUUUUUUUAAUCUUUAAAUUUGGAUGUACUGCAGAUGUCAUAAGAGGCUUGGCUUACUAACUUGUGAUGUAGUGUUCUUUGUUACUGUACCAUUUAGGUCAGGCACCAGUUUUACUGACUAAAUUUUGAAGGCAUCUGAGAUGUAUAGAUCUCUUUGUAGGAAAUAUGAAAGUAAAGCACAACAGAACUAAGGUUUGGGGCUUUUUAAUUCAUUACUGGUUUUAAUAUCAGAUGGAUUUUUUUUGUUUCAAGCAAAAUAUGUAUCUUUAAUCAACACAGGGAUGGAGACUGUCUAGAGCUUAGCUAUGCAAGGCUCAAGAAAUCAUUGGGUACAUGACAGGGUGGACCUAUAGAUACUUCUUGUAUUCUUGUUGUAGGCUCCUGUAGCAUUCUCCUUACAUGGACAAUUUUGUAUGACUCUUGAAUGAUGUUAUAAUAUCCAAAUGGUCUUUGGCAGAAAAAGGUUUCCCAUCCCUGUAAGGACUAUAAAUCUGGAGAAAUACUAAUGGAAACUUGUUGGUACAUAGGGAGCCUAGCUAGAUCAGGAACCGAGGAGAAAUGCUCUGAGAUAAAAUUUGCAUUGUUGGCCUCUAUUGAUUCUGUUUUUACAAUAAAAAUAUUUUACAAUUUC